Molecule: messenger RNA, 417 nt
Organism: Rodentolepis nana
Lineage: Eukaryota; Metazoa; Platyhelminthes; Cestoda; Cyclophyllidea; Hymenolepididae
Source: the annotation of a GenBank genome assembly
AUGUACCGCAAUAAAUCACCAGUAAUAAAAGUUUGUUGCCCAAUUUGCCAUGAGGAUCUUAAUUCGAAGGAUCUCUCCGUCCAUAUUUCCCUGGAAUUGGAAGCUCUGGAUGAAGAGACACAGAGACUGCAAAAUUGCCGAUUUGAGCGAAAUCUCUAUGAACGAUGUAUGAAUUUCAACAACAGAGGGCUUUUUGACCACAUUUCAAGUAGUCAGAGAUACUACAAAUUCCAAAUGGUGAAGGAACGUCGAUUAGCCAGGAAAAGAAAUCUAACUUACAUCAAACCUCAAGAGGAGUACAGUCAUAGCAACCAGCAGUCUUUAAAACUACCUCACACACUUGAGAGUGGUUUCCCACUGUUUCCGCCCCAACUAGUCUCUAACAUCCCCACCAAAAUUCGCCGAAUCGACAAGUGA